AUGACGAGGCGUGAUUCGUUCCGAAAGCCCAAGGGAAGCGGCCGCUCCCGCAGGAAUCGAGUGUCAGACCCAAACAUCUACCCCUACUCCUCUCACCCUCAAGGAACCGCUAUCCCCUCUUCAGCUCCUCGUCGAGCUUCUGUCGCGUCCUACACUACUCAGCCUUAUCCUCCUCGUCCAAACCCAAGCCGCGAUCCCCAGAAACAAGCCUACGCGAGCCAUCCUCCCCCUCCUCACCCUAGCUGUCCGAUCGAAUCCCACGGACCUUUCCUCAAAGGCGACGAGGACCUACGACUUAAGGCUCUCCAGCAUCCUGGUGGAACUACCACUAGUUUCACCGUCGUCAACAAGGACAAGCCUGGGGCAAACAAUACCUGCGCGCUCCUCCCCCUCCCCAACGGCGACAUCCUCUUCGAUGCCAACAACGAAACGAGCGCCAUCGCAGCCUACGACCGCGCCAAGGGGGCUUCUGGGAGCGGAAAGGUCCCCGGCAUCAUGUUUGCGCCCCCUUGCGACAUCAACGGCGCUGCCCUGGGUGAUGUCGACUGGAGCCGCAUGGUUCCUCGUCCAGCUGUCAAAGAGAUCAACGAGGCAGACGGCGGGUUCCGACUCUCUGAACUAAAGAGCUUUGUUCCCGAUAUCCCCGCUCCGCCAAAACGCAUGAGAAAGUACUAG
Molecule: messenger RNA, 675 nt
Organism: Fusarium falciforme
Lineage: Eukaryota; Fungi; Ascomycota; Sordariomycetes; Hypocreales; Nectriaceae
Exons: 1
Coding region: 1-675 (224 amino acids)
Source: RefSeq, a predicted model, not a curated record